AGAUGGAUCCACCAGCUCUGCACCCCCUGGGUUCCACUGACUCUUCAGCUGGGAAGGGGGUGGCGGCGAGGAGUCCGCUUGAGUUGCUGACAGUUGACCGCACUGGCGCGUGCCAAGUUUGGGUGGCAGCGUGCGCGCCCAACUACAAUGACUAUCCGUUCCAAACGGGCAUGGGCAUUUUCUUCGCGAAAGACCACCCUUGGAAUCGAGGGCAAGUGCUUGACCAAAAAUAUUGGCAGCAUGAAAAAACUGGCUUCUUUGUGGCAGCAGCCAUGGCCUUUGAUAUUCUAAGGGAGGCAGGAAUCAAAAAAGUCUGUCUGCACACAUCAUCCAGGUCGCUCAUAUACACGAUUGAAUCCAACUCAGCUAGAAAAUUUCCAAAGGUCCUCUUCAAUAUGUUCGAAAAAUAUUUGAGUGAUUUGUUGAAGAGUAUGACUGGACUUGUUGUAUCUACUUUCCAGGAGUCUCUGUUUUCAGCUAAACAAGCUGCUGCUGGAAGUUUGGCGUACAAGGCGAACCACAAGAAUUGCUGGUAGCAAUAAAGAGAGGAUAAAAAUUGCAAUAAACUAAUU
Messenger RNA from Cloeon dipterum, 572 nucleotides. RefSeq lists its product as uncharacterized. Bases 3 to 536 code for a protein of 177 amino acids. The transcript is spliced from 4 exons. The record is from RefSeq and is a predicted model, not a curated record. NCBI's taxonomy places the organism in Eukaryota, Metazoa, Arthropoda, Insecta, Ephemeroptera, Baetidae.